Molecule: messenger RNA, 1235 nt
Organism: Exophiala viscosa
Lineage: Eukaryota; Fungi; Ascomycota; Eurotiomycetes; Chaetothyriales; Herpotrichiellaceae
Product: 3-oxoacyl-reductase
Exons: 6
Coding region: 72-1013 (313 amino acids)
Cellular component (GO): intracellular anatomical structure
Molecular function (GO): oxidoreductase activity, acting on NAD(P)H, oxygen as acceptor
Source: RefSeq, a predicted model, not a curated record
GCAAUCUGUCGAUGAUACACUCCUCGCACACGAACGCUCAACACUGACCUAGUUCAAACCCUUGUGCCAGCAUGGACCCCUCCAAAUUCAAGCCCUCAACCGUGCUACUCAACCAUAAUGUCUAUCCUGCAAUAUCCCGCGGAGCGCUCCAGAACGCGAAUGCCAACAAGUUGGCCGUCGUCACCGGCGCCGGCAGAGGAAUAGGUCGAGCCAUCGCUGAAGCUCUGGCAGCGUCCGGGGCAAAUGUGGCAUUACUUGAUCUGAAUCUUCAGAGUUUGGAAGACACGAAAAAUGCCUGUGAGAAUCUUGGUAGUCGAGUGGGAGCCUACGAAUGCAACGUUUGUGACGGGCCUCGCGUGCAAGAGGUCUUUCAAAGCAUACGUAAAGACUUGGGUCCGAUCGAUGUGUUAGUGAACAAUGCUGGGAAGUCUCCCGCCCGACCAUUGUCGAUGGAAACUUUUGACCAAUUCUGGAACACAAUUGAGGUCAACUUUAAAGGCGCAAUGCAGUGCAUCUUCCAGGUACUUCCAGAGAUGCGUGAACGUCGAUCUGGGUCCAUUAUCAGCAUCGCAUCUCGGGCUGCCACGGUUGAUGCGCCGUUUUGUGUCGGCUACGACGCAGGCAAAGCAGCGCUUGUCCGCGCCAUAUCCACCAUACAAACCGAGCUCGAAAUGGACGGACUGGGCGAACAAAUAUCCAUGUAUGCAUUGCAUCCGGGAGGAGUAAUGACAGCUAUGGGUGGUGCUAGAUUUGAUCCCGACGUGUUGGAAAGAUAUCCCUGGCUGGAGGAGACUGCCAAAGACUUUGGCAAGCUGUUCAAAGACGAUCCCACGUUGUGCGGAUCUACUUGUGCUUAUCUCGCGACUGGGAAAGGUCGAAAUCUACGAGGAUGUUAUUUCGACUGCAGGCAAGACAUAGAACGUGUAUGUGGUGUUGGACGGGAAACCCUCGAAGCAUAUGGCCUAUACACAUUGAAAGUCGAAUUCCUUCAAGGUUACGAGAACGAGCCUUAAUGAUGGAGGUCGAUCAAGAAUAGUCAACUACUCCAGGAUAACUGUUUAGACCCAUCGUAGCGGAGAACGCUUUCGGGAUGGCAAGUUCUUUUGAAGAAGUCCCGUCGGACCAAGGCACCGUAUCUCCGGACAGAGAGGAGCAUAGCUUGCAUGAAUAGAAGAAUCUUACCCGGACUAUAUAACCUUUCACAGGCAAGAAGCUGAAAAUGACACUAAUAUACC